AUGAUGCCCCGUGAGGGGGAACGAGGAGGAGGAGGAGGCGAAGGCGGCGGUGGGGCUUACAGAGGAGGCCCGGCCUCGAACGGGCGGGGGGGUGGAGGUUCUUCUGCGUGGAGAGGUGGAGAUAGAGGUGUUGGUUCAGGUGUAUCGGCAGGUGGAGGCGGCCCUCAUGAUGAAGGAGAGGCAUAUGGAAGUGAAGACAGUCGGUGGCAGCCUUGGCGAGGAGGUCGGGAGCCCCACGGGGGGUACAGAGGCGCUGGCGAGCGAGAUAGAAGAGAAGGAAGGCCUCCUCCUCCUCCUUUAUCUAGAGGGGGUUAUGAAGGUGGAGGUGGUUAUAGAGAUGAAGAUAGAGGAAGAGACAGAGGUGGUGAGGGGUAUAGAGACGACGACAGAGGUGGACGGGAUCGUGGGGGGUACCGUCCCCGGGAUCGGGAUCGGGAUCGAGGUGAAGGUGGUGGUUAUUAUUCUUCUGGGGGUUAUUACCGCGACUAUCGACGCGAGCGAGGAGGUGAUCGAGGGGGUUCAGGUGUACAGACAUCAGCAGAUCGUCAGCAUCGGUCUCCUUCAAUUCCUCGGCCUUCUUCUACAUCUCGUGGAGGUGAAAGAGGGGGAGAAGGGGGUCAAAGGAAGAAGAGGUUAAAUAGAGAUAUAAGCACUUCUCGAGAGAGAUCUCGUAGCAGAGAAAGGCGUAGACGACGACAACAAGCCGAGUGUAUACGUAGGGCAGGAGGAUUUCAGAAGUUAGCUGACAGCGAAGGGCAUGAGCCGAUUCGUCUGUUCUGGGACGGCUUUCAGUGGGUAGCUAAAGCAGCAGGAGCCUUAGGGCCGCAGCAGCUUGAUGCAGCAGCAAUGAACAGCACUCGCAAGCUGCGUCGCUUAUAUUUCGGCAACUUACCUCUGCAUGCAGGGCUAACAGAGCAAAUGUUUCAAGAGAUGGUUUGGGAGGAGAUGAAGAUAAGAGGGUUUUGCUCAAACCCUAAUGUUAAUCCUGUCUUAUAUGUCUGGUUCGCAAAAGAUAAGGGUAAUUACGGGUUCGUUGAAUUCACAUCUGUAGAAGAAACAGAAAGAGCGCUUACUAUGGACGGCAUGCUCUGCUUAGGGGUCCCUCUAAAGGUCUCCAGGCCUAAUGAUUAUACAACAACUUCUUCAGCUCAAACGCAUGCAAUGACUGUCAUGGGGCAGCAAGCUGCUGCUAUUCUACUCGGAGGAGCUGCUGCUGCUGCAACCCCACAACCCCCGCAACCCCCACCAGGACCGCCUCCAGGGACGUCUCGUUACAUGCGAAUAAUUCAAGUGGUGGAGACGGCGAAGAUUCAGAGCUCAGAAGACUACGAAGAUAUAUACGAAGAUGUUAAGGAGGGCUGUAGCAAAUUCGGCGAGGUGGUUGGGGGCGUUAUAAUAACACCUGAUAAUAGAGGAAGCUCUCCUUAUCUUCUUUGCGAUGUUUUGUUUGAAUUUGCUACAGCAGAAGCUUGCGACAAUUGUAUAUCUAAUAUGAGUACAAGAAGAUACGAAGGCAAACAGAUUACCGCUAUCCGUCUCGAUGCAGAAGAAGUAGAAACCUUUGUUAUUCCCCUUAUUAACAAACAUAAAUAA
Molecule: messenger RNA, 1593 nt
Organism: Eimeria acervulina
Lineage: Eukaryota; Apicomplexa; Conoidasida; Eucoccidiorida; Eimeriidae
Exons: 2
Coding region: 1-1593 (530 amino acids)
Cellular component (GO): U2-type prespliceosome; nuclear speck; U2AF complex
Molecular function (GO): poly-pyrimidine tract binding; pre-mRNA 3'-splice site binding
Source: RefSeq, a predicted model, not a curated record